AUGGCGCUUCUUCGGGGACUAACUUUGUUUCUACUGGGAGUCAGGGUGUCUUCCUUGGUACCAUCGAACAGUGCACAGAACAAUGAAUUUAACUCUAUUCUCAUAGCAGCUCCAGAUGGAUCUGCACGAGCAGCUUUCAUUCCCUUUGGUGCUAUUGCCACUAAUUUCUGGGUCAAGGACAAACAUGGUGUCUUCCGAGACAUCCUACUUGGAUUCGAUGACCAUACGUUAUAUCAAAGCGAUGCAGAAGGACACCCCUACUUUGGUCCAAUUGUUGGAAGAUAUGCGAAUAGGAUCAGAAAUGGCACAUUCACUAUUCCUAUAAGCAAAGAUGCAUCUGGCCCCAACAAGUUUUUUGUACCGAGGAACGAAGGCAAUAAUACACUGCAUGGAGGUUUCGAUGGGUUUGAUCGUCGUGUUUGGCAGACAACCAAAGUCUCUUCCAGCUCCGUGACCUUCACCCUUGUUGACCCUGCAGGUACUCAAGGUUUCCCUGGAACGGUCCUGACAACAGUGACGUACACUUUGGAACCAAAAUCGACGUGGAACAUCAAGAUCCAUGCAGUUGCUUCUGCUAAGACACCCAUAAUGCUGAGUGGACACCAUUACUGGAAUUUUGAGGCCUAUCAGGAAUCCCAGGACCUAGUCGGGCAUUUUGUCCAGUUCGAAUCUUCAAAAUUUGUAGCGACAGAUGGUCAAUUGAUACCAACAGGAAAACUGACCCCUGUAGCUGGUACACCUAUGGAUUUCAGGAAAGCAAAAUCGAUUGGCGCUAGCAUUCCUCUUACCGCUCAAGCCCAAUUUUGUGGAAGUGGUUGUGUCGGAUUUGACAAUUGUUGGGUUUUCGAUACAGUCGAUCAAACCAAGAAGCCAAAAUUUUCUAUGUGGAGUGUUAAUUCUGGUAUCAAACUUGACAUCUUCACAAAUCAACCUGCUGUUCAGGUGUACACUUGCAAUGGCAUCUUCAAUGCAUCGCUACCCAUCCCCAGAAAAGCGACACAAGGAGGUCCUAAUAACAUCUAUGCUGACCACUCCUGUGUCGUCAUUGAAAAUGAAAGUUUGAUUGACGCUAUCAACAACCCAGAGCUUGGGGUUGAUCAAAUAUUCGGGCCAGGUAGACCCUACGAUUGGGAGUCAACCUACGUUUUCUCCACAAUACAAGAUUGA
Psilocybe cubensis is the source of this 1167-nucleotide messenger RNA. RefSeq names its product putative aldose 1-epimerase. Bases 1 to 1167 code for a protein of 388 amino acids. NCBI's taxonomy places the organism in Eukaryota, Fungi, Basidiomycota, Agaricomycetes, Agaricales, Agrocybaceae. Gene Ontology annotation, molecular function: aldose 1-epimerase activity; carbohydrate binding. The transcript has 10 exons. The record is from RefSeq and is a predicted model, not a curated record. Gene Ontology annotation, biological process: glucose metabolic process; beta-D-galactose catabolic process via UDP-galactose, Leloir pathway.